UGUGAAUCACAAUCAACCGUCAAUACAACUACCAAAAUGCUUAAUGUUUCUUCUGUUCUUGUCACUGGUGCAAACCGAGGAAUUGGUCUUGAAUUUGUUCGUCAACUAGCUUCACUGGAACCUAAAAUCUCUCAUGUUAUUGCCACUUGUCGAGACCCAGAUGCUGCUGAGGAAUUGAAAUCAAUAGCCAAAGCCAACAAUAAUGUUCAUAUAUUGAAGUUGGAUGUAAUUGAUUACAAUUCUCAUGAUGCCUUCUAUGCUGAAGUUGAAAAAAUUGUUGGCAACUCUGGUUUGGACAUUCUGAUUAACAAUGCUGGCAUAGGGAUCGUCACACCUCUUGAUGAAGUCACACCUGAAGAGUUCAUGAAAAAUUACGAAGUCAAUGCUGUUGGACCUUACGUUUUAGCCAGAAAAUUAACUCCUCUCAUCAAAGUUUCUCAACGAAAGUUAAUUGUUGCAAUUUCAUCCACCGCUGGAAGUAUUGCGGUUACUAGUGCAAUAGGUGGAGGUUUUCCUGCUUACAAACCUAGCAAGGCUGCUCUUAAUAUGCUUACUCGAACCUACGGUGAUCAUGUCAAGAAGGAUGGCAUCAUAAGUGUAAUGUUUUGUCCUGGUUGGUUCAAAACUGACAUGGGUGGUCCCAAUGCAAUGCUUGAAACAAGCUUCAGUGUUUCUAAUAUGAUAAAAACUAUCUCGACUCUUAAUGCUGAUUCUAGUGGAUCCUUCUUGGAUCAUGAAGGGAAGACUAUACAAUGGUAGUCAUUUCUGGUUAUUUGGCUAUUUUUAGAUUACAUUACAUCAUUACAAUUGUUGAAACUGACGAGAACAUCAAAGCCUCCAUGCAUUAAAAUUAAAACUGACAAAAAAUGGUUCUUAUUAUUUCUAACAAGUGGUCACCAAAAGCUGAUACUAAUACUAGACCAUCACAACUUCAGAAUUAAAUGUUUUUGUGUUCACGUGAAAUAAAAUCUAUUAAAAGUUAA
Messenger RNA from Tetranychus urticae (two-spotted spider mite), 983 nucleotides. RefSeq lists its product as uncharacterized. Gene Ontology annotation, cellular component: cytoplasm. The record is from RefSeq and is a predicted model, not a curated record. Gene Ontology annotation, molecular function: oxidoreductase activity. Lineage: Eukaryota; Metazoa; Arthropoda; Arachnida; Trombidiformes; Tetranychidae.